Cheilinus undulatus (humphead wrasse) is the source of this 1772-nucleotide messenger RNA. It is a transcript of the gene onecutl, whose product is annotated as one cut domain, family member, like. The record is from RefSeq and is a predicted model, not a curated record. Gene Ontology annotation, molecular function: DNA-binding transcription factor activity, RNA polymerase II-specific; RNA polymerase II cis-regulatory region sequence-specific DNA binding. The transcript is spliced from 3 exons. Gene Ontology annotation, cellular component: nucleus. The coding region runs from base 435 to 1772 and encodes 445 amino acids. Gene Ontology annotation, biological process: regulation of transcription by RNA polymerase II. NCBI's taxonomy places the organism in Eukaryota, Metazoa, Chordata, Actinopteri, Labriformes, Labridae.
UGUGAAUCUGCAGGGCUGCUCGGCGACACAAUCGGAGACAUGCACAGGACGGACAACAGCCGAGGACGCGCUCUGAGAAGUGGAGAAUAAAAGGCACAAAGCGAGGCUUCUGCCGAGGAACAAACCAAAGAGACAAGAGCGCAGAGUGCUGAUGCACAAGAGAGAACAAAAAUCUCAGUUAAAGCUCCACAUGCUGCUGCAAACUCGUUCUCUGGGAGUUUGAGGGAGUUUGAAGACAGUACUUAACGUUAUCAGAUAAUUAAUUAGACACCCCAUAAGCCCGGAAAUCAAUUAAUUCACAAAUCAAUAAAUCCAUAGUCUGGUGUAACAAGAGACCUUCCAGACUAGCUAGCGCUGCUGUUGAACAACAAUAACAAGAGAAGAGCAACAACAACACAGAGCAAGAAGUGCACAUUUAUUUGCUGAAAUUGAAGAUGGAUGGGAGUCUAGGGGAGAUGUCCCUCCACAGCCACCCAGAUCUGGCUCACAGCCAGGACGGCAGGGCCAUGCUGCACUCGCGGGACCUUUCAGCUGCUUUCCCCAGGCCUUCCCUCGGGGGACCCUCCAUGUCCCUGGAGCCCGAGCACCGUCCAGCAGGCUUCGACCACACCAUGUCUGCGUUGGGCUACAGCGGCGACUCCCCAUCCAGCUCUGGAAGCACCUACACCACCUUGACGCCCCUGCAGCCAUUUGAUGACAAGUUCCACCACCACCAUCACCACCCAUGCCUCCCCGUUAGCAACGUCAUUGGCAGCUUCACACUCAUGCGAGAAGACCGGGCACACCUCAGCACCAACUUCUACAACCCUUAUGGUAAAGAUCUCGCCAUGUCCCAAAGCCUCUCACCCCCCUCCACAGGGUCAGGCUUGGGUUCCUCCAUGCACGGCUACGGCAGCCCUAACAGCAAUGGCGGCCAGAUGCUCCACGGCGGCUAUGACGUCCACAGCGGGAGCCUCUUCUGCCGGACGUCAGAUUUCGCCCGGGAGAUGUCGCCACCAGGCCUUGGAGGGGGCGACGUGCCAGUGGGGCAUCAGCUGAACAAAAUGGAGGCUCACCAGCACCCACCAAGCCACCACCCUCACCUCUACAGCCAGCACUACCAGCCACACCAUCACCCAAGCCAGCAGGCCUCCAAGAUGUCCGAGCACCUGCACUCCUCAUCCUCCGCCUCAUCCUCACCUGGAGAGGGCAUGCUGCCGGGCGGUGGAGGCGGCGGCGCCGGAGAGGAGAUCAACACCCGGGACGUGGCCCAGAGGAUCAUCACCGAGCUUAAGAGGUACAGCAUCCCCCAGGCCAUCUUUGCCGAGAGGGUGCUGUGUAGGUCACAGGGUACGCUGUCUGACCUCCUGAGGAACCCCAAGCCCUGGGGCAAGCUCAAGUCCGGCCGCGAGACCUUUAAGAGGAUGUCCCGCUGGCUGCAGGAGCCCGAGUUUCAAAGGAUGGCCUCGCUCCGGCUAGAGGCCUGCAAGCGGAAGGAGCAGGAGCAGAGCAAGCUGGAACGCAACCAGGGCCCGAAGCGCACCAGGCUGGUAUUCACGGACCUGCAGCGGCGCACACUCCUGGCCAUCUUCAGGGAGAACCAUCGCCCGACCAAAGAGCUGCAGGUCACCAUCUCCCAGCAGCUUGGCCUGGAGCUCUCCACUGUCAGCAACUUCUUCAUGAACGCCCGCCGACGCAACCUCAACAAGUGGGCAGACGAGGGCCGUCCCUCCUCCACGGGUUCCUCGGGCUCCAGUGUUUCCUCCUCCGCAGUGUCCUGCACCACGGCAUGA